This is a messenger RNA of Pseudophryne corroboree (corroboree frog), 1845 nucleotides long. RefSeq names its product oleoyl-ACP hydrolase (gene OLAH). The coding region runs from base 29 to 850 and encodes 273 amino acids. The transcript is spliced from 7 exons. NCBI's taxonomy places the organism in Eukaryota, Metazoa, Chordata, Amphibia, Anura, Myobatrachidae. Gene Ontology annotation, biological process: lipid biosynthetic process. The record is from RefSeq and is a predicted model, not a curated record.
UGCUGCCAGCCUAACACACAGGCACUCAAUGUCAGUGCCCGGUUCCUGGAGUAGAGCAAGGUGCAACUGGCCAGCAGCAGCAGAGAUGGACAAACUUCUAAACUGUCUUUACAAGCGGCCAAAUGCCAUCACCCGCUUAGUGUGCUUCCCCUGGGCCGGAGGAGGAUCAAUAUUUUAUGCACAGUGGGGCCGGCUGUUUGAUGACUCCAUUGAAGUUUACGCGCUCAGACUCGCAGGAAGAGAAUCUCGCUCCUCAGAGACGUUUGCUCAGAGCAUGGACCAAAUAGUGGAUGAAAUCACCCGCGUAUUGCUGCCGCAGCUGCAGGGAAAACCUUUUGCAUUUUUUGGCCACAGUUUCGGAUCUUUCACCAGUUUUGCUACUGCAGUACGAUUGAAAGAGAAGUAUGGCCUGGAGCCUGCGCACCUCUUUGUGUCCGGAGCGUCUGCCCCACAUUCAAAAUCGCGUUCCUUUCAUCAGAAAAGAUCGGAGUUGAGCGAUGAAGAUUUCAUGAAGUGGAUGUCUUCGGCGGGUGGAACUCCGGCCGAAAUCCUGCAGAACAAGGAUGCGUUGCAGCUGUUCCUCCCACCACUGAAAGCUGACCUGAGAGUCGUUGAGAGCUUUGUCUACCAGAAGCCGGACCCUCCUGUCCUGUCCUGCGGAAUUACGUGUUUCGAUGGUACAGAAGAUGUUCCCCAUGAUUUAGCUGGCUGGAAGGACGUUACAAGUGGAGACUUCAGUAUUCACAUGCUACCAGGGGGACACUUUUACCUGAAGGAUCCCAAGAAUGAGAAGUCGCUUGUGACCUACGUAUGCAGAUAUCUGGAGUCCGUAGAGAUUGCUUAUUUUUAAAGCUCCUCUCCUAUGUCAGCCUGCGUCUAGAGCUCCUGUAUGUCCCAGCUCUCACAGAACAUUGUUCUAUAAUAAAGUUGGGGAAUAGAAUACUGAUUACUUUGGUCCAGAGGAGGACUAACGACCAGUGACAACCUCAGAGGGGUUUACUGCAUCCUUUCUGGAAUGCGAUAAAUCCCUGUAUCUGUAGCUUCCAUAAUGUUCUCUAUCAAUUACAGUAACAGAAGCCAGUUGCUGUAAGAAAGAUACAAUUGCCUUACGGAAUGAUAAGCAAUUCCACAGCUUCACCACCCUUACCGUAAAGACCCCUUUCGCUGUUGAUCGUGAAAAUCCGACUGCUCUCUCUUUGUUGAGUUAGCUGGACAACUCUGUUUUGGCCUUGGAUACAAUGAUACAUAUUACUUAGGCCAUCUCUAAGAUGCCUUUUUUCUGAGACAUCCACUGUCAGCAUCUGUAGACACUCAAAUCCGAUUGGUCCAUACAUUUUCAAUACACUUCUGCUACCAUGUGUAGACGUGUACUGUGACUCUGUGCGUUCAAAACCGGGGGGAUACAGUUGUGUAGACUAAAACAGUCAUUCCACUGCGUCCGACUCAAGCCAUAUGUCUCUUUCUAUGCCUACCAAGAUUGUAUGUGCCUAUGCGGCUCAACUUUCUGUUACCUAGUAUUCCUAAGUGCAGUUCCAGACCUGUUGUCCAGUUUGUAUUUCACGUAAUAUGUAACUAGCAUCGUUAUUACCACGUUCCAGCUGCUUAACUCUAUCUACAUAUACCUUCAUCUGACACUUUGUCUAUAAUUCUUUCUGUGGCCAGAUACGAUCCUGCAGCGUUAAUAACCCUUUGUUGCCCAUAACAUUAGCAGUCCCGGCUUUUACCAACGGUUAGAAUCUACAUUUUACAUUCUAGUACAAUAAUGAUGCAACUGGAUUAACACGAUUUGUGCCAAUUCCUGUAAAUGAUUUGUUACCAAUAAAUGCCUAUGAGCGUGGACUGGAA